AUGGCUGCGAAAGGACAAACAGAGGCCACCUGUAAUCUUGGAAAUACCAACAAGAUUGCCGAUGAAGUUGGGGAGAGGACAGAGGAAGAAAAAGGGAAUAGUACUAUUGGCGACGCCUAUGUUAACUUUAAAGAUUUCCAGAAAGCCAUAGAGUACCAUGAACGAGACCUCAAAAUUUCCAAAGAAGUGGGAGACAGGGCAGGAGAAGGAAAAGCGUACUGUAAUCUUGGCAACGCCUAUGACAGUCUUGGAGAUUUCCAGAAAGCCAUAGAGUACCAUAAACGAGACCUCAAAAUUUCCAAAGAAGUGGGAGACAGGGCAGGAGAAGGAAAAGCGUACUGUAAUCUUGGCAACGCCUAUGACAGUCUUGGAGAUUUCCAGAGCGCCAUAGAGUACCAUGAACGAAAUCUCAAAAUUUCCAAAGAAGUGGGAGACAGGGCAGGAGAAGGAAAAGCGUACUGUAAUCUUGGCAACGCCUAUUGCAGUCUUGAAGAUUUCCAGAAAGCCUUAGAGUACCAUGAACGAGACCUCAAAAUUUCCAAAGAAGUGAGAGACAGGGCAGGAGAAGGAAGAGCGUACUGUAAUCUUGGCAUUGCUUUUCAAAAUCUUGGAGAUUUCCAGAAAGCCAUAGAGUAUCAUGAACGACAUCUCAAAAUUUCCAAAGAAGUGGGAGACAGGGCAGGAGAAGGAAAAGCGUACUGUAAUCUUGGCAACGCCUAUGACAGUCUUGGAGAUUUCCAGAAAGCCAUAGAGUACCAUGAACGAGACCUUAAAAUUUCCAAAGAAGUGGGAGACAGGGCAGGAGAAGGAAAAGCGUACGGUAUUCUUGGCAACGCCUAUGACAGUCUUGGAGAUUUCCAGAAAGCCAUAGAGUACCAUGAACGAGACCUCAAAAUUUCCAAAGAAGUGGGAGACAGGGCAGGAGAAGGAAGAGCGUACUGUAAUCUUGGCAUUGCUUUUCAAAAUCUUGGAGAUUUCCAGAAAGCCAUAGAGUACCAUGAACGACAUCUCAAAAUUUCCAAAGAAGUGGGAGACAGGGCAGGAGAAGGAAAAGCGUACUGUAAUCUUGGCAUCGCCUAUGACAGUCUUGGAGAUUUCCAGAAAGCCAUAGAGUACCAUGAACGAGACCUCAAAAUUUCCAAAGAAGUGGGAGACAGGGCAGGGGAAGGAAAAACGUACGGUAAUCUUGGCAACGCCUAUGACAGUCUUGGAGAUUUCCAGAAGGCCAUAGAGUACCAUGAACGAGACCUCAAAAUUUCCAAAGAAGUGGGAGACAGCGCAGGAGAAGGAAAAGCGUACGGUAAUCUUGGCAACGCCUAUGACAGUCUUGGAGAUUUCCAGAAAGCCAUAGAGUACCAUGAACGAGACCUCAAAAUUUCCAAAGAAGUGGGAGACAUGGCAGGAGAAGGAAAAGCGUACUGUAAUCUUGGCAUCGCCUAUGACAGUCUUGGAGAUUUCCAGAAAGCCAUAGAGUACCAUGAACGACACCUCAAAAUUUCCAAAGAAGUGGGAGACAGGGCAGGAGAAGGAAAAGCGUACGGUAAUCUUGGCAACGCCUAUCGCAGUCUUGGAGAUUUCCAGAAAGCCAUAGAGUACCAUGAACGACAUCUCAAAAUUUCCAAAGAAGUGGGAGACAGGGCAGGAGAAGGAAUUGCCUACGGUAAUCUUGGCAACGCCUAUGACAGUCUUGGAGAUUUCCAGAAAGCCAUAGAGUACCAUAAACGACAUCUCAAAAUUUCAAAAGAAGUGGGAGACAGGGCAGGAAAAGGAAUUGGCUACGGUAAUCUUGGCAACGCCUAUUACAGUCUUGAAGAUUUCCAGAAAGCCAUAGAGUACUAUGAACGACAUCUCAAAAUUUCCAAAGAAGUGGGAGACAGGACAGGAGAAGGAAAAGCGUACUGUAGUCUUGGCAGCGCCUUUGACAGUCUUGGAGAUUUCCAGAAAGCCAUAGAGUACCAUGAACGAGGCCUCCAAAUUUUUAAAGAAGUGGGAGACAGGGCAGGAGAAGCAAUUGCCUACGGUAAUCUUGGCAACGCCUAUGACCGUCUUGGAGAUUUCCAGAGCGCCAUAGAGUACCAUGAACGACAUCUCAAAAUUUCAAAAGAAGUGGGAGACAGGGCAGGAGAAGCAAUUGCCUACGGUAAUCUUGGCAACGCCUAUCACAGUCUUGGAGAUUUCCAGACAGCCAUUUACUGUUAUAAGAAAAGUGUCAUUGCCUUCGACUAUAUCAGGGGAAAUCUCAUAUCUAAUGACGAAUGGAAGAUUAGUCUUGGGAGUACGUAUGAUAAUAUUAAUUUGAGUCUCUGGGGGCUACAGUUUAAGCAAGGUAAAGUUGUGGAGGCACUUUUAACUGCUGAUCAUGGACGUGCCCAAGCUUUAAAUGAUCUUCUGGAGUUAAAGUAUGGGUUUAAAGGGUUGUCUCGUGAAAUAGGAACAUUCUCUACAACAACACCUGACAUUCUUAAUUACCUACCAGCAAAUACAGCUUUUAUAGGUAUCAACGAGGAAGGAAUAGUUCUCUGGGUGAACGAGAAAGGAAACGAAAUCAAAACUAGAAAAACUCAGAUCGAUAUCUCCGUCAAAACCUAUUUUCAGUCUCUCCUGGAAACUGCACAUGAAGAAAUAGGUGUGAGAGCUGAUGUUAACUGUGAAGAUCGCUCAUUAAGAAACCCAAGCGAUAAAAAGUUAGCAGAAGAUAGUUCCCCCAGUAACCCAAGAUCUCAUUCCUCAUCUUUUGAGACAAAGUCAUUACAAACAUUUUACAAAGUUGUUAUGGACCCUAUAAGAGACUUACUCCAAAGCGAUGAGGUUGUGGUUGUUCCACAAGGACCUCUUUGUUUGGCCCCUUAUGCUGCUUUCAUUGACUUGAAAUCUAAGUACCUCUGCGAAACUUUUAGAAUUCGCCUACUUCCGUCACUUUCUAGUCUGCGAUUAAUCCAAAAUUGUCCAGCAGAUUGGCACAGCAAGACUGGCGCUCUUCUCGUCGGCGAUCCGUGGGUACAGGAGGUAGUUUAUGAAGGAAUGAGGCUAAAGCAGUUAGCGUGGGCCGCAAAGGAAGUACAGAUGAUUGGGGAAAUACUUCAAACUGAACCCCUCGUUGGAAAGCAGGCAACAAAAGAUGAAGUGUUAACACGUAUCUCCUCGGUUGCUCUGGUGCACAUUGCUGCUCACGGUAAAAUGGAAACAGGAGAAAUUGCCUUGGCCCCAAACACAACACGUUCAUCCGUGAAUCCAGCCAGGGAGGACUAUCUCUUAACUAUGAAAGAUGUUUUAGAGGCGCAAAUUAGGGCAAGACUUGUUGUACUCAGUUGUUGUCAUAGUGCCCGGGGAGAAGUCAAAUCUGAGGGUGUGGUCGGUAUUGCACGGGCAUUUUUAGGUGCUGGUGCUCGCUCUGUUCUGGUGUCCUUGUGGGCGAUCGACGACGAAGCUACUAUGGAGUUCAUGAAAGUUUUCUACCAACAACUAGUCCAUGGACGAAGUGCCAGUGAGUCUCUGAAUAAAGCCAUGAAAUCCAUGAGAGAAUCUGACCGCUUUAACGCAGUGAAGUACUGGGCGCCGUUUGUUCUCAUUGGUGACGACGUAACGUUCGAGUUUUAGGGCAUCCAAUAAAUAGCAAGGUAUUUUAGGGUAUAAUUAUUUAAACCUUGGAUAAUAUUGCGUGGUUUAGGAAACAUAUUUUAACAAGGAAUUAUAGUUAUUUAUGACCUUUUAUUGAGCAACGAACUCAACCGCUGCCACGUAGCGUCAAUCUGCCAAUCACAGGUCAAGUUCAACAACAAUGGAGUCUGAAUUUGGUAGUUCUUUUGGCAGUUAAACACUAGAAAAUUUAUUUCAAGUCGCAUGAUUUUUUCACAUUUCGAAGUGUGCCCCGUCUGAGUUCGUUCCACUGUAACUUACAGUCGAACCUGACGUAAGCGACGACUCAAAAUGCGAAGAUCAAAUUUCCAGUCGCUUAUUUUACGGAAGGUGUCGCUUAGGAAAGUCUCUAGAUAUGGUAAAUCCUUUAUUAAGCCUCCCGGGGGGUUUACUCAUUUCAAGAACGUUUGAGAGGGAAGAGGGGCUUAUUUAAUGAAGCGAAGAUUGUGAUAUCAUUUCCCCAUAAAGAACUAGAACCUAAAGUGAAAAAUCUCAGGGACAUGAAGUUGGAGGUCAUGAUCAGCCGAGGAUCCAAAUCAAAUCGAAACUUGCAGCUCAUGAAUAAACCAUACCCGAUAAUCAGUCCACAUGAAGUGUUAGAGUCGUGGUAAAUUAACACAUCUAUCAUACGUCUAUUGUAUAAGAAUAGGGAGAAGAGACUUGAAAGAGAGGAGGAGGUUAAAUGAUUUUCCUCUUAAAAGAGGCUUAUUAGAGAGGAAGGCUUAAUAAAGAAUUUAUGGUAUGUAAGUUUCUUUGAAUCUACAAUAAGUCUAAUCAUUGGUUGAAGGUACGAGUUUUAAUGUGACCCUUUGCUCUUAUAAAUUUAGGGCGUGUUCGAUUCACCGUAUUCCGCGUCUAAUGGAAUAGCCUCGCCAGAAAUCACUUGUUCUGUCUUUCAUUCUACAAAACUGCUUGAAAUAAAGUAUUUUGAUCUAUAUAAACUUUAGAUGGUUCAAAAAUUACGGUAUAGAAGAGGUUUGCAUCAAAACUUUUGCGUAUUCUUAUUCCGGGGUACGAUCAAUCGAGCACACUCUUAAAAGUCAGUUGUCAAAAUGUUAUGCCUCGCCAGAUGAAGUCACUAUCCUUUUCUUUUGUUAGCUUGCUAACGUUGCUUUUCCUGUUGUGGUUGUUGUUGUAUAGGUAUGAUGAAGAAUGCAAUGAAGCAGUUCCUAACUAUCUGAGGGUGAAGACAGUUUCUAAUUUUGUCACGAUUACGAGGUGGAGCGUUCCUCGCAAGAAUAGAAACACUGUAUCCAGAAGAAAAAAUUAUCUGCUGUUAAUAUUUUGCGUAGUCUGA
Messenger RNA from Porites lobata, 4933 nucleotides. NCBI's taxonomy places the organism in Eukaryota, Metazoa, Cnidaria, Anthozoa, Scleractinia, Poritidae. The record is from the annotation of a GenBank genome assembly.